AUGAGUACGAAAGAGGUUGGGAUGCUAGACGUGGGGACACAUUGUGCGUUUUGUAGACAGUUGGAUUUCUUGCCGUUCAACUGCUCUCAGUGUGGGAAGCAGUUUUGCUCAUCCCACAGGACCAAAGAAGCACAUCACUGCGUAUCGGCCAUCGCACCAUCGACCAAAAACGGCCCCAGUGUGAACUUAAUACCGUCCAAGCCUUCUGGCGAUGGAGAAAGCUAUUUCACCUCUCUUUUGCCCGAGAAGGGCCAUAUCAGGGUCAACCAGAAUCCUGCUCCAGCAAAUGCACAACCGUCGGUCCGCGAACAACUACAACAAGCAGGCAAAGCAAGGGCACUUGCCAAACUAAAGCAAUUCUUUACGCGUCAAAGUUCCAGUGCUGCAGCUACGGGCCAAAAAGGCUCUACUAACAAGAAAUCCCCCGCAAACAAGCUACUUUUGAUCGCGCAACUGAAGAAAACUGCCCAAGGUGACAACAAAAUUCCACUUGAAAACCGGGUUUACGUAUACUGUUUCGUUGUCGAGGCCAAAGACGAGCUCCGUCGCAGACAACUCUUCAUCAACAAGAUCUGGCCCGUUGGACGCGCUCUUGACUACGUGGCGGCCCAACUAGACGUGCUAAAUCACAAUACAGAUGUUAAUUCCGCUUCGGAAGACAAAUUGUACCUUUACCGGGAAACUUCCAGGGGCCCUAGUCUCCUAGACCCUGGAGCCCGGGUAGCCACUAGCAUUAAAAACGGAGACACAAUUUACUUAAUUAGGGGAAGUAAAGUUCCGUCCUAA
Messenger RNA from Lachancea mirantina, 786 nucleotides. The record is from the annotation of a GenBank genome assembly. Lineage: Eukaryota; Fungi; Ascomycota; Saccharomycetes; Saccharomycetales; Saccharomycetaceae.